This is a messenger RNA of Tyto alba (common barn owl), 2245 nucleotides long. RefSeq names its product G protein-coupled receptor class C group 5 member C (gene GPRC5C). Gene Ontology annotation, biological process: G protein-coupled receptor signaling pathway. Gene Ontology annotation, cellular component: signaling receptor complex; extracellular exosome; plasma membrane. Gene Ontology annotation, molecular function: G protein-coupled receptor activity; protein kinase activator activity. The transcript is spliced from 5 exons. Lineage: Eukaryota; Metazoa; Chordata; Aves; Strigiformes; Tytonidae. The record is from RefSeq and is a predicted model, not a curated record. The coding region runs from base 146 to 1438 and encodes 430 amino acids.
GCUCCAGGUACGGCUCUCACCUCCCCGAGGUGAGCCGCCACGGAGUUGGCCGUGCCGCCGUGCCAGCCACGCCGCCGCCCGGCCCUGCGGCUCCAUAGGAAAGGGUCCCUGGACGGCCCGCUCGGCGCCCGCACCGCGGUGCAGGAUGGGUGCUGCGGCGGUGCUGCCGGCGGCCGCCGGCGUGCUGCUGGCCCUGCUCCCCGCGGCCGGCGGGCAGAGCACCCCUCCCUCCGGCUGCGGCAAGGACCUCUCCUCCCUCUACUACAACCUCUGCGACCUCUCGGCGGCCUGGGGCAUCGUGCUGGAGGCCGUGGCUAGCCUCGGCGUGGUGACCAGCUUCGUGCUCACCAUCGUCCUGGUGGCCAGCCUGCCCUUCGUGCAGGACCCCCAGAAGAAGAGCUUGGUGGCCACGCAGGUUUUCUUUCUUCUGGGCACCUUCGGGCUCUUCUGCCUGACCUUCGACUUCAUCGUGGGGCCGGACUUCUCCACCUGCACCUCGCGCCGCUUCCUCUUCGGCGUCCUCUUCGGCAUCUGCUUCUCCUGCCUGCUGGCGCACGCCGUGGCCCUCAACUUCUUGGCGCGCAGGAACCGAGGCCCGCGGGGCUGGGUGACGCUGGCGGUGGCCCUGCUCCUCGCCUUGGUGGAGGUCAUCAUCAACGCCGAGUGGCUCCUCAUCACGGUGGCGCGGCGGGAGGGUGGCUCCCCGGACCCUUGCCGGCUGGCGGACGCUGACUUCGUCAUGGCGCUCAUCUACGUCAUGUUCCUGCUGGUGGCCGCCUUCGGCACCGCUUGGCCCGUCCUCUGCGGCCACUACGGCCGCUGGCACAAGCACGGUGCCUUCAUCCUGGCCACCACCGGCCUCUCCGUGGCCAUCUGGGUGGCGUGGACAGCCAUGUACCUCUACGGGAACCAGCGCGCGGGCGAGAAGCCCGGCUGGGAUGACCCCACGUUGGCCAUCGCGCUGGUCUCCAACGCCUGCGCCUUCCUCCUCCUCUACGUCAUCCCCGAGGUGACGCACGUGACGCGGCGCGACCCCGAGGAGGCCUUCGAGGACGACGUCUACCCCACGCGCGGGGUGGGCUACGAGACCAUCCUCAAGGAGCAGAAGUCGCAGAGCAUGUUUGUGGAGAACAAAGCCUUCUCCAUGGACGAGCCCUCCUUCGCCAAGAAGCCGGUGUCCCCGUACAGCGGCUACAACGGGCAACUGCUGACCAGCGUCUACCAGCCCACCGAGAUGGCUCUGAUGCACAAGGGGCCGACCGAAGGUCCCUACGACGUGAUCCUGCCCCGCGCCUCCACCGCCAGCCCGGCGGCCGGCAGCGCCAGCUCCACGCUGCGUGCCGAGGACGCCUUCGCGGCGCAGGCCCGGCACGCCGGCGCCCAGAGCGACGGCAGGAGCUGCCAGGUGCAGUCCCCGUACGGCAGGAACCGGUGGUGAAGCCCCCGCCGCGGCACGGCACGGGUCCCGCAGCGCCGGCACAGCCGCGGCACACGCCGGCCCGCUCCCGAGGUCUCGCCAAACCUCCUCCCGCCCCGCCGCGUACAUCCCACCCCGUCCGGCAUCCUGCGGGGUUGCGUGGGGGGGGACACACACACCAGGACACAGUCCCGGAGCCAGCGCUCCUGUCCCCACCGUCCCACGGCACUGGCACGCUGCCGGCUCUGCCCGGAUGAUCCCCGCGUCCCCGCCGCAAAGACCGGCUCCCACGGGGCCACCCCGAGUUGUCCCCCUCGCUGCUCUUCGUGACGCACGGACACCCCGUCCCCCCCCACCCCGGAUGGGCCAGGAACCAUCCGCUGCCAGGGAGCCGGUGGGAUUCGUGCCCAGUGCUUCCCCCCCCCCCCCCAGCACUGGGACCCCAGUUCCAUGCUGACCCUCGCCAGCCUCGGGGAUGUCACAAGCCCUGAGCCGAGCUGGCACCGUCCCGCCGCAGGGCACGAGGUGAUGCAAAGCUCUUCCCAGCUCUGGCUCCCGCCGUGCCUCAGUUUCCCUCUUUCUGGGGAAGCGGGGGGCUGCUCGGGGAUCUGGGGGAUCAGUGCCUUGCUGGGGCUGGGGACUCGGCCCCCCCUCACGGCUCCAGCUGCCUUCUCUGUGCCUUCCCCCCCUCCCUGGGGCUUGGGGAUCCCUCCCGAGGAGCGGGGAGGGAGCUGGGCCCCUCGUCCUCCUCGUGGCUUUCUCUGUCGUUUUUCCUCUCCCCCCUUUUUUUUUUUCAGGUCAGCCCCAUUAAAAGUGUUUUUUUUCCUA